AUGCCUCCGCCCGGACGCCUCUGCCCGCGGAGGGGGUGUGGCGCCCCCCUCCUGCUCCUGGGGCUGCUGCUGGCCCUGCCGCCCGUGGCCCAGGGGCUCCCCGAUGUGGGCCUCUCAGCUGCGCAGACUGCCCCUCAGCACCCCCAGAAGCACUUCGCACCAGGCACCCUCAAACCUGCCGCUCACCUCGUUGGCGACCCCGGCGCCCGGGACGCGCUGCGCUGGAGGGCGGGCGCCGGCCGCGCCUUCCUCCGCGGCUUCGCGCUGCGCAACAACUCGCUGCUGGUGCCGGCCGCCGGCCUCUACUUCGUCUACUCGCAGGCGGUGUUCGCCGGCCGGCGGCCCGGGCCGCUGCUGCUGGCGCACGCGGUGCUGCUGUCCUCCGCGCGCCACCCGGCCGCCGUGCCGCUGCUGAGCGCGCAGGCCUCCGUGCGGCCCGGCCCGGCGCCCUGGCUGCGCUCCGUGUUCCGCGGCGCCGUGUUCCUGCUCGCGCGCGGCGACCGGCUCUCCACCAGCACCGACGGCGUCCCGCACCUGCUCCUCGCGCCCAGCACCGUCUUCUUCGGAGCCUUCGCUCUGUAG
Messenger RNA from Pipistrellus nathusii (Nathusius's pipistrelle), 582 nucleotides. NCBI's taxonomy places the organism in Eukaryota, Metazoa, Chordata, Mammalia, Chiroptera, Vespertilionidae. The record is from the annotation of a GenBank genome assembly.